CUAUGUUGUUUCACAGCAGGGGAGAGACACAAAGGAGUUCUUGCUUCAACAGUGAUUGAACGGAACUUCUCCUUCGACCCACAACCUGUUUUUUAGACUUGAACACUACUGAAAUCUAUAUUUUUCUUCCAUUUUGCUAAGAAAAGCAAGAAAACCAGCCGCUGAAAUGGAGUCCCAAGUGCGUCAGAACUACCACCGCGACUGUGAGGCCGCCAUCAACAGGAUGGUGAACAUGGAGAUGUUUGCGUCCUACACCUACACCUCUAUGGGCUUUUACUUCUCCCGCGAUGACGUGGCCCUUCCAGGCUUUGCCCACUACUUCAAGCAUGAGAGUCAUGAAGAGAGGGAGCACGCUGAGAAGCUGCUGUCCUUCCAGAACAAGAGAGGAGGACGCAUCGUCCUUCAGGACAUCAAGAAACCAGACCGUGAUGAGUGGGGCAGUGGGCUGGAGGCCAUGCAGUGUGCUCUUCAGCUGGAGAAGAACGUCAACCAGGCUCUGCUGGACCUGCACAAACUGGCCUCUCAGCACCAGGACCCUCAUCUGUGUGACUUCCUGGAGACCCACUACCUGGACGAACAGGUGGAGACCAUGAAGAAACUGGGCGACUACAUCACCAACCUCAAUAACAUGGAUGCCAACAAGAACAAGAUGGCAGAGUACCUGUUUGACAAGCACACCCUGGAGGGCAAGAGCUAAACAAAAGGCCCAAGACUGAGCCUGGACUCAGAGACACAGGCUUCAGCUCCAGUUCAUUCGCUAAACAUGAUCUUCUGUCUGUUCUCUCAUCUAUUGUAUUGAUCUCUGUGGUAGAUUACAGGUUAGCUCACUCUAACUCACUGAUUUUAGCUUUGUCUUGUGACAUUUCUAACACUUGUGAUAAUGGCAAUAAACAUUUUAAGCUGGA
Betta splendens (Siamese fighting fish) is the source of this 905-nucleotide messenger RNA. Its product is annotated as ferritin, middle subunit-like. Gene Ontology annotation, molecular function: ferrous iron binding; ferric iron binding. The transcript has 4 exons. The record is from RefSeq and is a predicted model, not a curated record. Gene Ontology annotation, biological process: iron ion transport; intracellular iron ion homeostasis. Bases 167 to 697 code for a protein of 176 amino acids. Gene Ontology annotation, cellular component: cytoplasm. Lineage: Eukaryota; Metazoa; Chordata; Actinopteri; Anabantiformes; Osphronemidae.